Messenger RNA from Anneissia japonica, 519 nucleotides. RefSeq lists its product as uncharacterized. The coding region runs from base 15 to 383 and encodes 122 amino acids. The record is from RefSeq and is a predicted model, not a curated record. Lineage: Eukaryota; Metazoa; Echinodermata; Crinoidea; Comatulida; Comatulidae. The transcript has 3 exons.
GUGAUGGUUUAUGCAUGAAUGGUGGAGUAUGCAACGUCAACAGAUUCUAUGUUGAGUCUUGUUCGUGUCCUGAUGGAUACAGUGGAGAAGUGUGUAGCAACAAGGAUGGUUUUUCAACUUUAGUGAUUAUCGCUAUAGUUCUUGGAGCUGUUGGAGCAUUGAUAUUUGUAAUUUUACUGGUAGUUAUUGUUUGUAUAAUGAUCCCAAGUCAGAGAACUAAUCCAGUGUAUGAUAACCGCAAUGUACGUACAAGAGGACAACCUUAUAAACCUAGAGGGAAGUCAAACCGUCAAAGUGAAAUGAUGUACAGUAGAUCAUAUUUUGACCAAGACCAACAGGUAAAUUUAUCAAUCAUUAAGUACAAUCUUCUGUGCACAACAUGAAAUGAGAAAUAAAUACCGUAAAGGGUAAAACUGCAGUCUUUUACUGAAAUGAACUUGACAAUGGCUUCAUAAUUGAAUCACAAUUUAUUUUUUUUUAAAUUAAAAAAAAAAAAUGAUUUAGAUUUUGUUAAUAAUA